This is a messenger RNA of Fusarium venenatum, 876 nucleotides long. RefSeq lists its product as uncharacterized. The record is from RefSeq and is a predicted model, not a curated record. Lineage: Eukaryota; Fungi; Ascomycota; Sordariomycetes; Hypocreales; Nectriaceae.
AUGUCAGGCGCGACAGGUCUCAAAGGCUCUAUCUGGGCGACGGGAGGUCGUUCUCGCCUUCAAAACUCUGUUCCCUCAGCACGCGCCUCGUCGCAACCUUCAUCGCGACCAACGCCCCCGCCACCAUCUGCCUCAGCACCUUUACCAAGCUCUGUUUCAACUCCAGCGCCCUUAUCUGACUCAAUUUCACCACCAGCGCCCUUGAAGGGCUCGAUUUCAGCCACGACACCUUUGCCGAGCUCAAUUCCAAGUUCGACACGCUUAACAUCGUCACAAGCUUUCCAUCGCUUUGAACAGGCCUGCCAGAGGCUGCGAUGGAGAUUCGUUGAUCUGAAGAACUCGUACGAGCGUGCACUGCAUCCGGAAAAGUUUGGAUUCACGGUGGGCGACGCUGAGAGGAACUUCAAGGUGGACUUUCAUGAGUUCUACGUGUGGAUUGAGCAAGCGAUCGUCCUUCUCCUCCUCGUCUUCGAUAUUGAAAUUCCGCAUCAAAGGUUUGCCGGCGGAAGGAAACAGCAGCACCGAUAUCACGAGGAAGUUAUCAACGCCUUGGAAGAGGUGUCUUGUCCCCUAUACAAGGCACUAGGAAGUGGAGAAGUGAACAUGGCGCUACGGAAAGCUAAAGAGCUGAGGAAUAGGUGGAAGGAUGCUGGCGAAGGGAAAGAGACGCCACCUCUCAAGAUGUAUGACCUAACCUGGCUCGUGGGACAGAUCCUGGCUGGUUUGGAAGUUGGCUACAGUAUUGGUGCUAAAAAGGUUGAGAAGGACAACCAGGGGCGGUCGUGGGCUGAUGACUAUGAUGAUGAGAUGGGCAUGGCUGUGGAUGAUGAAUGGGAUUGGAUGGUUGAUCCUAUGGAAUGGGAGAGUGUAAGCUAG